AUGUCGCUUGACGAUGUGUGCACCCGUAUGGCCUACUACAUCUAUGCUUCGUCAACAGAUGGCCACUUCAAACAUAGCCACUCAUGGUAUCGUAACAUGUGGCAUACCUGCCUUAGCGCACUAUCAACCCAUGAAUAUCCUCGACCAAACUUACCUUUCGAUGUGGAACGAGAACUGGACAAGCUAUGCGACGGAGUUGACGAGGAAUUUCGUGAAGAAAUUUCUAGGAAUUCGAAGAAAUUUGAUAAGGUGGUGGGACUUGGCGCCGUCAUUACUUACUUUGCUGUGGAUCGAGUACCCAAUGGCCAGCGUAAUGAGAAACAUAAGAAAGAAGGUGGUGCACGAUUUGAAUGCCUCUACCCUGUGGCUGCAGAGGACUUGAAGAACAACCCAUUGCUACUCACUGGGAUCACAGCAAACACUGGAGCAUUCUUCAAAUUGGUUACCGAGAAUACACGCAUCAUUGAUGACAAUUCCUGCUAUCCGAACUGUAUAUGCUACUCGACUUCACCCACAACCAGAGCAAAUGUUCUACAUUUCGCGGCUGCGUACGGAAACGCUGAGUUCAUCAAAUCGGUUCUCUAUCCCGAACAAGACCGUUUCCCUAAUCAACAAAUCCGCGAACACUACAAUGGAAUGAUCAGUCGAUGGCUGAGAGCUCUGAUCGCACCGAGUUGUUCCAGAAUGUCACCUUUUGAUAUGGCAGUGUUUUAUGACGACCUGAAAUGCGCUGAAGCGCUGCUCACCCGCACAACAGUGAAUGCAGCUCGUGAUCGAAAAUCGGACAUGGCAUCACCAAACAGUUCACUGCCGUUUCGACCAUAUACAGAGUCGCAGCUAUCGCUGGCUGUCUAUCACGGUAAUACGGAGAUCGUGCAAAUACUGAUGGAUACUGGACUCAUUAAACCUCACCAUUACCCACAGGCAUUUCGUGAAGCCGCCAACGCUGGUGACUCCCAUAUGUUGAUGAGGUUGUGGAAAAUGUGCGGCGAGGAUGAAUCCUAUCUUUUGGACCACGACCAGAAACCUGGCAAACGAAUGUGUAGCCCGCUUCAUUUGGCAGCUGCAGCUGGUCAUUUAAGAUGUGUUCAAUUCCUAUGCCAGAGUCAGCCCUUACGUAUCCAGCCGGAUGCUGUAGGAGAUUUGCCUUUAAUAUAUGCGCUAGAAAAUGGCCAUAUGAAACCAGAACCAGCUAUCAGACGGGAUACCCAAUUGACUGGCUUCAGAGAGCUGCCCGCUAAACUUCUAUGCCGUCAGUACAGUACAUCAGUACGUAAGAUUCAAACGAACUCGACAGCCUUUUCAUUACUGGCGCUAACUUUCCAGGAGAUUGUUCACUACCUUAUGGAAGCCUUCCCUGCUGAGGUACCGCCAACAGCGAUCAAAUCAGCAAUCAACUGUAAACGCAAUAAACUGGCCCGGGACCUAUUUCACCGCAUCAUGGAGAGGAAAGAUAUUAUAGCAGAGUGUAAACCUCUUACGUUUGCCGUCGAAGUUGGCAAUUUUCACAUGGCCGAGCAUAUUUUGAGGCAGUAUGCCGGCAAUAACAAGGGUUCCGACUAUUUCUUGCAGGUAUCUGAGGAGCCUUGGUGCAGUGACGUCUCAGAUGCAUUACGAGCGGUUCUCUGUAGCGGAGCCUUGAAUGCAGAGAAGAAAGCAAAAUUCGUGAUUGCCUUUCAGCUGGCUGGUUUCAAAGUUUCAAUGGUGAAUGUGGUCAGGAUGGUUAACGACAAGACGUUGACGGCCACGAUCUGCAACAGCCUUCGUCAUCCAGCAAACCAACCGCAGUCACAAUCUUCCCCGUGA
Cooperia oncophora is the source of this 1806-nucleotide messenger RNA. The record is from the annotation of a GenBank genome assembly. Lineage: Eukaryota; Metazoa; Nematoda; Chromadorea; Rhabditida; Trichostrongylidae.